Molecule: messenger RNA, 686 nt
Organism: Ectocarpus sp. CCAP 1310/34
Lineage: Eukaryota; Phaeophyceae; Ectocarpales; Ectocarpaceae
Source: the annotation of a GenBank genome assembly
UCGUUCUUUGCUUUCCUGUGUGGUGUCACGUGAUGCAGGUUAUGCUGAUGCUGGAUCUGCUGUUGAUCCCCGCGUUCAUCCGAACUGACUGUGGGUUCGUGGUGAGCGGACGUGAGGCUCUGUGCGUGCUCCUAUAUCGGCGCGCUUUCCCAUGCCGCCUGAAGGACAUGCGCUUGGUUUUCGGGAUGAGCGAAUCGUGUAUCUGCGAAGCCUUCAACUGGAUGUUGCAUUUUCUAGACUUCAGGCCCAAGUACUGGCAGCGAAUGUUCUACAAUGGGCACAAGAGGAAGCACGCCAUGAAGUUCCAAGGGAAGUUGUCGAUGCUAAACAGCCCUACAGGCCAUCCGUACUGUUUGUACGGAGAUCCGGCGUAUGGACUGAGCAACCACCUUGUCUGUCCUUUUAGCGCGUCAAGUGUCGGCCCUCUAACGCCAGAGAUGGCCGACUUCAACAAGCGUAUGAGCCACUGCCGCGUAACGGUGGAGUGGGGAUUCAAAGAGAUGACCGGCAAGUGGGCCUUUGUGAGCAUGAAGCCGCAGCAGAAAUUCUUGCUAAGCCCUGUCGCCAAGCAGUACCGGGUAGCCACUCUGCUUUCUAACUGGCACUCAUGCAUGAACGGGGGCAACGAGAUUUCGCAAUACUUUGGCGUGGUGCCACCCGCUUUCGAGGAGUACGUGGCGGUGUAG